AUGGCGGAUAGCUGGAGGCCGACUAGCGCAAGGUCCAGCGGCUCUAGUACGUCGAAACCGCCUGAACAAGCGGAACUUAUAGCCGAGCCAGAUUCAGAUGAGGAGUACCAAAAUGAUGAUGACAGGGACAGAGAUUCAGCCUUAGGAUCAGAUAUAGAAAGCAGCGCCGGUUCUAUCGCGUCAAGCAUUUUAGAGUACCGGAUGAUCCAAGGGCGGACAUACCACAGCGAUAGACAUAACACCAACUACUUCACACCAAACGACGAGCAGCAACUCCAGUCUAUAGAUAUCACCCACCACUACCUCACCUUACUGCUUGAAGAUAGACUCUUCCUUGCACCAAUAUCCGACAAUGUCCAGAACGUGCUGGAUAUUGGAACUGGAUCAGGCAUUUGGUCUAUCGACUUUGCAGAUCAGUUUCCCCAUGCACAGGUAAUCGGAACAGAUCUCUCACCUAUGCAACCCCUUUGGGUACCGCCCAACGUCCGGUUCGAGCUGGAAGACUGCACGCAGCCCUGGUCGUGGCCCGAGAGCUACUUCGACUUCGUGCACCUGCGGUACCUAUUCGGCGCGAUCCCGGACUGGGACGAGCUUCUGCGGCAGGCGUACCGCGUGACCCGGCCGGGCGGCUGGGUCCAGAGCUGCGAGACCGAAUGCAUCAUCAAGUGCGACGACGGGAGCGUCCCGCCCGACAGCGCCAUGGUGACCUUCUGGAAUAAGAUAUACAGCGAGAUAGGCGCGAAACUGGGUACCUCGUUCGAACCAAUUACUUAUGACCUCCAGGAGAAUGCGUUUAGGGCCGCCGGGUUUAAGAAUAUUGAGGUGUAUGAUUAUAAGCUCCCGAUCACCGGAUGGCCAACCGAUAAAAGGAUGUCGGAAGUCGGCCAGUAUGUGCAAUUAACAUUACUCAACGACCUUGAAGGCUACACGCUCAUGCCUUGGCAUAUGGUUAUGAACGAGGACGCGCCGGGUUACAAGGAGAACUUGUCACGAAUGCGGAGGGAACUGCAUAAUAAGAGAAUCCACGCCUAUAUGAGGACUCGCUACGUAUAUGGCCAGAAGCCGGAAGUAUAA
Daldinia caldariorum is the source of this 1074-nucleotide messenger RNA. Its product is annotated as S-adenosyl-L-methionine-dependent methyltransferase. The record is from RefSeq and is a predicted model, not a curated record. Lineage: Eukaryota; Fungi; Ascomycota; Sordariomycetes; Xylariales; Hypoxylaceae. Gene Ontology annotation, molecular function: methyltransferase activity. The transcript has 9 exons. Bases 1 to 1074 code for a protein of 357 amino acids.